UAGACUAGACUAUUUUUUCAGUAUAAUAGACUCCUAGCUCACGCCCGUUAGUCAAUCCGGUUCCAAAUCUAAUGCAAACAACUAACCCGGUUCACCCGGGCCAUUAAUCCAAUUCCCCUCAGUGGGCUGAUAGUGGCAGGUGAUAAAUAGCCAAUUGUAGGUCAGAUCAAAGACCGCGUGAUCAUUGUUUUUCUCUGUUUUUUGUUGUUGUCCGUGGAUUAAAACUGUCGAGUCGAAUGACCCCAACACAUACCGAGAAGCUUGUUGUGAACCGUGUUUACAUGUUCGUUUGAUUUCGCUGUUACGAGAGUCAAUGAAUUCUUCAGAUUUCCACCAACCGUCAUCAAGAAACUGCUUCAUGAAGGAAUAAACAAAUGAAAGCUGCCUUCCGAGACCAAGAGGGAUGUCUCUGAGAUGUGUUCCAGAUUCUUGUGUGCUCAAAGUAAGCAGAGUAGCGAACUUCUGGCAUACACAAGGUCAACGAGCAGCAUCACUUCCAUUGUCUUCUCAACAACACCCUCCUUGUAGGUUUGAUGUCCGAGCAGGCCUGAGCCACAAAGUUGGCUUUCUCAGCUGGAAGUAUACCCACAGCACAAAAAGUAGAAUUCGCAAUAAGAUCUGGCUCUCCAGAGCUAGUCAGAUAAGACACAGGCUUGGCCUCCACACCAGUGUCUACUACUUAAAUACAUCCACCUCACGCUGGUCCACUGGUCUCAGCCACACCAUGUCGCGCUUCAGGAGCACCCUGGACUCCGUCUCCAAGGCGGUGAGCGGGUCACACGCUGAGCUCCUCUCCAAGAUAGCCCGGCUCAAAGCCAAACCUAAACAGAAGGCCAUUGAGGCUGGCAAAGUGUUGGAAGCCAACCCGGAGAUGGGGCUAACACCACAGGGUCAUGGUACUGUAGGGUACCCAGCUCUAACCCCAGCCCCAGUUCCUGCCUAUACCUCCGCUAACACCACUGUUAAUGCUAAUGCACCUUCUCCAAUCCCUGCCUCGGUGUCUGCCCCUAGUCCUCCACCUACUACAGCCACUGCUUCUACACCCACACCUACUCUAUCUCCAACACUUACACCUACUCCAUAUCUUACACCUGGCCCUACUCCUGGCAUUACCGCCAGUGUCCCUCCCAUUGCCACCCCUCGCCCCAACAUUGCCAGGGCAAAUGCUGCUGUCUCAGGCCCCAGUAUCCAGGAAGUCAGACAGAGGAGGAUGCAGCGUGCAGCCACAGCAUCCAUUGUCACAACCACUGUGGCCACCAACGGGACCACCAAUGGGACCACCAACGGGACCACCAAGAGGCUGGAGCAGGUCAGAUCACCACUACCAACAGAGAGUAGUGCACCUGAGAGAGCCACCACCACAGUCUCCCAACAGACCACAACACAACUCUUCCAUCCCAGCUCCUUCUCAGUUAACCUGGAUGAGACCUACAACUACCUGUCCCACCACGUGAACUCGUACUUCAGCAACAUAACAAAGUCUGAUGAGGAUAAAGAGCAUAACACAGACCGUGGUUCCACUGACCUCCUGCCGAUGUCAGAAAAACCGUCCCCAGGGUCUGCUACACCCGUAAGUUCCCCAUCUUCUAAAAAGGGUAUCGGCCGUUACCUAUCCUACUCUGGUGACACUGUACAGGCCUUUGUAGGGAGCUACAUUGCUCCCCUGGUCCCCAGGUUUAGCAGGGCAGCUGCUGAACCCAAGAGUGCUGCUGGAGAGCAGAAGAGGUUGAAGGCACAAGAGGCAGGAGCAAAGCCAUGGCAAGGAGAGGUGGCAGUGAAUACGGAACAGAAGGCUGCUGAGGAGAGGGCCAAGAGACUGCUGCUCCAAAGAGAGAAGAUCAUAGCCAGGGUGAGCGUGGACAACCGGACCCGGUCCCUGGUGAAGGCGUUAAACCGAGCGUCUGAUGUCAGGGUCUACAUCAACAGAGUGGAGGAGCUCAGCUUUCAUCUGCUGGAGUUUCCAGAGACUCGCGGGGUGGCUGUCAAGGAGAAGGCGAUCCCGUGCCUACUGCGUCUCCGCCAGGCUGAGGACCAGUCUCUGAAGGCAGCAGUCAGGGAGGCCCUCACGCUGGUGGGAUACACCAACCCUGUCAAGGGCCAGGGAAUCAGGGUCCUGUCCAUCGACGGAGGGGGAACCAGGGGACUGAUUGCCCUUCAGACUCUGCAGAAACUGGAAGCCCUGACGGGAAAACCCAUCUACCAACUGUUUGAUUACAUCUGUGGUGUCAGCACAGGUUCCAUCCUGGGCUUCAUGCUAGGUGUGUUCCAGAUCCCUCUAAAUGAGUGUGAGGUGCUCUACAGGAAGCUGGGUUCUGACGUCUUCAAGCAGAACGUCAUCGUGGGAACCGUCAAGAUGGGCUGGAGCCACGCCUUCUACGACUCCGAGACCUGGGAGAACAUCCUCAAAGAAAAAAUGGGCUCUGAUCUGAUGGUGGAAACAUCAAGAAACCCCAAAUGCCCAAAGAUGGCAGCAGUGAGUACCAUCGUGAACAGGGGCACUCCUCUGAAGGCCUAUGUGUUCAGGAACUAUAACCUUCAGCCAGGGGUGCGCUCCCACUACCUGGGGGGGUGUGAACACAAGCUGUGGCAGGCCAUCAGAGCGUCCUCCGCUGCCCCAGGGUACUUCCAGGAGUUUGCCCUGGGACACGACCUUCACCAGGAUGGAGGUCUCCUCAUCAACAACCCCACAGCGUUGGCCAUCCAUGAGUGUAAAUGCCUGUGGCCCAAUACGCCUGUCCAGUGUGUGGUGUCACUGGGUACGGGCCGCGUGGAGACAGCUGGCAAAAACAACACCACGUACACCAGCCUCAAGACCAAGCUCACCAACGUCAUCAGCUCAGCCACCGACACAGAGGAAGUCCACAUCAUGCUCGAUGCCCUCCUUCCACCCGACUCGUACUUCCGCUUUAACCCUUAUUUAAACGAGGACAUCGCCCUGGAUGAGAGCCGUGGUGAGAAGCUGAACCUGCUGCAGGCCGAGGGCCUGCGCUAUCUGGACCGGAACCAUGAGAAGCUGCAGAAAGCUGCCCGGAUACUCACCAGGGACAAGACCACCGUGCAGAGGCUGACUGAGUGGGCCAAGCUCAAACGUGACAUGUACGAUGGUAUUCCCAUCUUCAACUCCAAGCUGUAGUGGAGUAGGUCCCAGGCUCCACCACCACACAACACUAACUUCACCUAAAACUGGACUCUCUCCUAACACUGAAUCCAUACAUAUAGUAAUAGAAUGUAUAUGUUAGUCUCUGGUUGUAAACGGUGUAUUUUAAAUUGGUAGAAUACGUUUGCUGUUGUGUUUUUACUGCACCCAUUUACGUGUUACUGCACCCAUUUACGUGUUACUGCACCCAUUUACGUGUUACUGCACCCAUUUGUCAGUGACUGUUUGCAUGCUCUGGCAGCACUUGGAGGGGAGGGUGAGAGAGAGGGGUCUGGCAACACUUGGAGAGGG
This is a messenger RNA of Oncorhynchus keta (chum salmon), 3448 nucleotides long. RefSeq names its product calcium-independent phospholipase A2-gamma-like. The record is from RefSeq and is a predicted model, not a curated record. Lineage: Eukaryota; Metazoa; Chordata; Actinopteri; Salmoniformes; Salmonidae. The transcript is spliced from 10 exons. Gene Ontology annotation, cellular component: membrane. The coding region runs from base 404 to 3133 and encodes 909 amino acids. Gene Ontology annotation, biological process: arachidonate metabolic process.